Lodderomyces pseudojiufengensis is the source of this 1773-nucleotide messenger RNA. RefSeq names its product Bmt3p (gene BMT3). The record is from RefSeq and is a predicted model, not a curated record. Gene Ontology annotation, molecular function: mannosyltransferase activity. Lineage: Eukaryota; Fungi; Ascomycota; Pichiomycetes; Serinales; Debaryomycetaceae. Bases 1 to 1773 code for a protein of 590 amino acids. The transcript has a single exon.
AUGUCUUCUAAUUUAAAUCAAUUUAAUUAUUUUGAUGGAUCAACUCAAAUUUAUAUUAUAGCAGCAAGUAUUGUAACUCCUUUGAGUUUAUUAAUAAUAUUCAAAAAUUUCAAACGUUAUAGGAAAACACAUGAAAUAUAUAGCUUGUUAAGUACUAUCUGUCUAAUAAUAUUGAAUUUUAAUGUUUGGGUGUUUUUAAUAUGGUCAUUACAUCAAAAUCAAGGAAGAUUGAAUAAAACUCCCUUACAUAAAGACAUCUUACAUCAAAAAUUUAAUCAAAUUAAUAUACCCGGAUUUUCCUUUUUAAAUUUUCAAAAUAAAUUACCAUUAACUAGUAAUGGAAACAAUGAUGGGAGUAACGAUGAAGAAUUAGAAGAAAAAUUCACUUGUUCAUCCAUUCAAGUUGAUAAUCAAGUUCCAAUUGAAGUAGGUGAAUUAAUUGAUUUAAAUAAAAAAGAAGAUUUGAAAAUGAUUAGGGAUCAAAUCAAAGAAUUACUACCGACUGAAAAAGCUUAUAAAUUAUUUUUUCAAGAUGAUAAACAUCAACUGGAGGAAGAAAUUUUGAAAAAUAAAUGGUUUAAAUUUUGUGGGAGUGCAGUAUGGAUGAGUAAAUAUCAAGUUUAUUUUAUGGUAAAUCGAAUCAUUUAUACUAAAGAUCUGAGAAAAAAUUCACCAACUAUUUCAAUAUUACAUGGACAAGUAUUUGAUAAAAGUUGGAAAGAAUUAAAAAAUUAUAAAUUUCCAAUAUCAGAUUUGGUAUUUCCAACAGUUCUACCUCAUGAAAUAGAUUUAGGUAAAAGAUCUAAGAAAGAAGUUAUCGGAAGUGAAGAUCCAAGGGUCAUAUUAAAAGAAUAUAUAAAGAAUGAAGAAUUGUUUCAAGAACCAGUGAUUGUGUUUAAUGCUAGGAGUACGGAAAUAAAUUGGGCUCGAGCAAUGCAUACUUAUCAACCAUUUACCAAUGCAAAAAAAAUUACUAGAUUGACAAUUAAGAAUAAAAAGAUAAGUUUUAGAGAAAAAAAUUGGGCACCAUUUUUUGAUAGAGAUGCUGAUGAUAGUAAUGGCAAAUUUAUGAAUUUUAUUUACAAUUUCAACCCUUUAAGAAUUAUAAAAUGUGAUUUAUCUAAUGGUGAUUGUAAUCGAAUUACAGGACCUCCAUUUAAUUCUAUCCUGGUAAAUGAUAAUGCAGGUAAAUUAAGAGGUGGAACCAAUAUAAUUGAAAUACCACAUGAUUAUUUGCCUUCAAAUAAUAUAACCGGUUCAAGAAAAUUUUGGAUUGGAAUAGGAAGAUCUCAUAUAAAUGAUUGUGGAUGUGUACAAGAAUUAUAUAGACCUCAUAUUUUUCUAAUGUCAAGAAUGGCGGCUAAUGAAAAAUCAUUCCAAUUAGAUUAUGUUAGUUCAUUAAUUGAUUUCAAUAUAAAUCCUGAACCAUGGUAUGAGAAAAAUGCAGAAAAAUCAGUUGGAACAUGUCAAGAUGGAAAAUCUGUGCUUAUACCGAAUUCAAUUUCGUAUUGGGAAUUUAAUGAAAAGGAAAAUAUAGAUUACAUGGGUAUUACUUUCAGUGAAGCAGAUAGAACUAAUAAAUUGAUUCAUAUUAAAGGGAUUUUGAGAUAUAUUCAUGCAUUAUUCAAGGAUUCUUCUGAUAUUGCAAUUACUACUAAUGAUGGAGAAAAUGAAAAUUAUGAAAAAGAUGAGAAAAGUAAAUUAUUAGGACUGUGCUCUACUUAUUUAUCUAACGAUUAUUGUGAAAAGGCAAAAGAACUUUUGAAUUGGUAA